CGAUAUUCAGAUCUCUAUUCUACUGCUCUGUUCAUCUGUCCACCCCCUCUGGCCGUCACAAGCCAACAUUUGAAUGCAUUACACCAUUUCUCGAACCCAGUCUCUUUAGCAGCCUCUGCACCUGAGCUCAGCGUUGUAAGCAAGGAAGCGCAGGCUGUGAUUGGCCCGUUUCAGAAUCUGGAGCUGCCCCGCGAAGGCCGCGCCAAAUUUGCCGUUCGGUCGUGACUCUGCGACUGCGGCUGGCAGCUGCUCAAAAAUUGUCAUUGAACUUUCUCCAUCAAGCCCGAGUCCCCCACCACCCAAGCCAUUUUCCCUUCCACGCUGCACCUUGUUCGAGGUCGAGGGCCUUCAAUGACUUUCCGGUAGUAUCUGUGGCCAGCUCUAGAGAUAGUGAGAGGAUCUCUAGAAGCCAUUACAAACUAAUCACCAACAUUUCAUCCUGAUAUAUACGAUACAUCGCGCGCACCAUCCCGCCAUGUUGGUGACCGCGCCUUUCGCAGAGUUUUGCACUCUGACCAUCGACGAGAUCUAUGGCGAGCUGCCCUCGAGGAUCUACGCAUCGCUUCUCAUGCGAGGCAGAAGCACGAUCCAACAGCUCGCUGGUGACACCGGCAUGAACGCGCGCCAGCUCCGUCACGGUCUCGCCCUUCUUUUGCAGCAUAAUUUGCUGCACUACCAUCUCGAUGCCGGGUCACCCCACUAUUUCUACGAGGCCAAUGUUGAACAUGCUUACAACCUCGCGCGUACGGGGAAAAUCCUUCAGAUGGUCGAGGAGACCCAUGGAGCGGCUGCCAAGGAUGUGAUGCAAACCAUCAUUCUGACCGGCUUAACACGAGUCGGCGAUCUUGUGGAUGCGUACCAGAAUCGAAUCGACAGGAUGAACAGAAUCAAGGAGAAGCUCAAGGCAGAGGAGGAUCCAUUCGGCAAUGGCGUAGAGUCGCAUGAAGUGAACGGCGAGCCCAAGCCCAAGCCAACCCCCCAAUCCAGCAAAUCGGACCCCUUGAUCAGCAGCAUCGCCGACCUGAACAAGAUCAUCUACAAGCUGGUUGAGGCCGAGCUACUUAUUGGGGUUCACAAGACAAGCUUCGAGAGUCCCGAAGACCUGUUGGCGACCAUCGAGUCCGACAUCCAAAAGACAUACCCUGGCGGUGAAGUCAAAGGAAACAAGGCCAAAGCCGAGUACAAGGACAAGGUGGCUGAGGCGUUGCGCAAAAACCGAAGCGAAUCGAGAUCCCUGAAGCGGAAACUGGAGCAGAAUGGCUUGUCUGCAAAGCGACGCAAGCUGUUCGACGGUGCCGCUUCGGCCAAUGGUACGCCUGAUGGAGAGAUGGACCUUGGUAUCGAUCCACAACAAGUGAUGUGUAUCAACUACGAAAAGUGCCUUGUGGAGCUACGGAAUCGUCGCCUCAUGCACUAUGCUGAGGAGGCCUUUGGACAGACGACUUCUUGGGUGUAUGCCUCGCUUUUGAACCUUCUUAGCAAGGACAUCUCUCGCUGCCGCGACGACUCAAUCACCGAUCAUUAUGAGAAGGAUGAAGAGAAACCUGCGCCUGUUGUGGUCACGACAUCACAGCUUCUGGACGUUCUGAAAACCAGCCUUGAUCUUUCUGUGGGGCUCGGCCAAGUGGAUGCCGACAAGAUCUCAGUCACAGCCGCCGAGAAGAUUGCAGAACUGCCGCCGAGGAAGAAGUUCUUCAUUGACGUCCAAGCCGAAGCUGACGCCAAUGCUAGCUCCGAUGAUGAUGAUGAAGGGGAGGAUGUCAAGCCCGCGACAAAUGGUGUUAAGGGGGUGAAUGGGACCCAUGUGACGAACGGCGUCAAUGGGACGGCCAAACGGGUGGACCGCCGAACUCAGCUCCGGCAACACUUGUUGCUUCUAUCAGAAAGCACGCAGGGCUUUUUGCGGCAUUGUGGAGCGGAAGAAUGGACGGUCGACUUUGAACCGUUGAUGGCAGCCUUGCGACAGGCCGAAAUCGAUGCGACCAUUGAGAAUACGGUAGGCCGCGAGGGUGUUCGACUAGUGCGCAUGCUGCGGGCCAAGGGCAAGCUGGACGAGAAGGCGAUUAUGAGCGUAGCUCUCAUGCGAAAAGCCGACAUGUCGAAAAAGCUGGCAGAGAUGCACAAGUACGGUUUCGUUCAGACGCAAGAAGUGCCCAGGGAGGCCAAGGCAGACGUGAAGAAGUCAUUCUUCCUCUGGUAUUUCGACGGCACCAUGGCGCUUGAGCGGAUUCUCGACGUUUCGUACAAGACGAUGAUCCACUCCCUCCAAGUGCUCGAUACGCUUCGGGAGAAGGACCAGCACGUCUUGUCCCUGAUCAAGCGAAGCGACGUCAAGGGUCAAGAGGACGACAAAUUGCGCAAGAUCCAUAAGGAGAAGCUCACUCAGUUUUUGAAGCUCGAGCGGAUGUUACUUGGUCAGAUUCAGCGUGUGGACGACCUGGUCGCCGUGCUGCGGGACUACUAAUCGGGGGAUGGAAGAGCAACACAUAUCAUUCGAUGGAGCUUUGUGCGAUACCAGGUUCUAACUCAUUUACAUGGGCGGCACAAGGGGUAAAAUUUCUGGAAAAGAUACUGGCAUUGGCAGGACAUGUCUUUUUACACACAGCCAAUUAUAGACCUGCCAGUCUUGUUAUGAUAAACAUAAUAAAAACAUUUAUAUAUAU
This is a messenger RNA of Podospora pseudopauciseta, 2663 nucleotides long. It is a transcript of the gene RPC82, whose product is annotated as RNA polymerase III subunit C82. The transcript is spliced from 3 exons. Gene Ontology annotation, biological process: DNA-templated transcription. Gene Ontology annotation, cellular component: RNA polymerase III complex. Bases 476 to 2464 code for a protein of 662 amino acids. Lineage: Eukaryota; Fungi; Ascomycota; Sordariomycetes; Sordariales; Podosporaceae. The record is from RefSeq and is a predicted model, not a curated record. Gene Ontology annotation, molecular function: single-stranded DNA binding.